Haemorhous mexicanus (house finch) is the source of this 4387-nucleotide messenger RNA. RefSeq names its product KRAS proto-oncogene, GTPase (gene KRAS). The record is from RefSeq and is a predicted model, not a curated record. Gene Ontology annotation, cellular component: plasma membrane. The coding region runs from base 281 to 850 and encodes 189 amino acids. Gene Ontology annotation, molecular function: GDP binding; GTP binding; GTPase activity. NCBI's taxonomy places the organism in Eukaryota, Metazoa, Chordata, Aves, Passeriformes, Fringillidae. The transcript has 6 exons. Gene Ontology annotation, biological process: Ras protein signal transduction.
GCGCCCGCCCAACCCUGCCCGUCCCCCGCCAUUUCGCACCGGGACGGGAAGGGAAGGGAAGGGACCCGGAGCGGGAAGGGAAAGGAGAGCAGAGGAAGGGACGCGACGCGAGCACGGCGGGUGCCGGGAGCUCCCGCGGCACGGCCAGCCAGGGAGGGACCUGCUUCCCGGUAAUAGCAGAGGAUCCUGACGCUGAAUGAGAAGGCACCGGCAGCAUCCUCGUUAGUGGGAGCCCAGCUCUGCUUAAUGUUGGUUUCUUUGUCAUCAGGUCUGCUAAAAAAUGACAGAGUAUAAACUUGUGGUGGUUGGAGCUGGUGGUGUAGGCAAGAGCGCCUUGACAAUACAGCUAAUCCAGAAUCACUUUGUGGAUGAAUAUGACCCCACAAUAGAGGAUUCCUACAGGAAGCAAGUAGUAAUUGAUGGAGAAACCUGUCUCUUGGAUAUUCUUGACACAGCAGGUCAAGAAGAAUACAGUGCAAUGAGGGACCAAUAUAUGAGAACAGGGGAAGGCUUCCUCUGUGUGUUUGCCAUAAACAAUACAAAGUCUUUUGAAGAUAUUCACCAUUAUAGGGAACAAAUAAAGAGAGUUAAGGACUCAGAAGAUGUCCCAAUGGUGCUAGUAGGAAACAAAUGUGAUUUGCCUUCCAGAACAGUAGACACAAAACAAGCUCAGGAUUUAGCAAGAAGUUAUGGAAUUCCUUUCAUUGAAACAUCAGCAAAGACAAGACAGAGAGUGGAGGAUGCUUUUUAUACAUUGGUGCGAGAGAUCCGACAGUACAGAGUGAAAAAAAUCAGCAAAGAAGAAAAGACUCCAGGGUGUGUGAAAAUUAAAAAAUGCCUUGUAAUGUAACAGGGGUGUUGAUGAUGCCUUCUACACAUUAGUUCGAGAAAUCAGAAAACACAAAGAGAAGAUGAGCAAAGAUGGUAAAAAGAAGAAAAAGAAGACAAAGACAAAGUGUAUAAUUAUGUAAAUACAAUUUAUCCUUAUUCUUAAGAAGUACUGAAGUAAUUUUGUACAUUACACUAAAUUAUUAGCAUUCGUUUUAGCAUUACUUUACUUUCUGCUUCAUGAUCCUGUUAGCUUUACCUGAAUGCUUGUUUUAAAUGACAGUGGAAACUUCAUUCCUCUUAAAGUGCCAGUAUUCUUUGACUGUUGGUUAAUGAAUUAGCAAUGCCUGUGAAAAUAAGAAAAAAAGGAAAAAAAAAAAACCAAAACAAACAAAAAAUACCCACAAAAAACCUGAGAACUGUCUUAGGACUCUUUGGUGCAUGCACAGUUGCUAACUUCCUAUUUUUCUUACUGAUUGUGAACUUCUGUUCUGUGUGCAAAGCAAACAGAUGAUGCUCUACACAUUUUAACAUCCCCUCUGAAUUUUUGGGUUUAUAAAUUUGGUUGGGAAAAAGGACUAGUUAGCAAAAGAAACUUUCAUUUCAUCCUUUCCUUUAUUUUAGACUGAUUGCAAUAGAGAGAGACCAGAAGCCUUUAUAGUCUUCCUGUAGAUUUUGCUUCUAGGCAUCUAGUCUUGUAGCAUUUCAGAUCAACUUUAUUGAAUGUAAAGAGAAAACUUUCAAAAAAAAUUUCACUGCAAUUUGUCACGGUCACUCCUUAAAUACUCUAUUUUUUCUAUAAAAAAUUUAAAAAAAAAGAAAAAAAUCUAAAAAUACAACAAUGCACACCUGGCAAUGGAAAAAGUAAAAGUUUAAUUAGGUUGAUUUGCUAUUGUUAAUGCAUUGCUUUAAGAGCUUCACUGACUUUUUGUGUCUGAAGAGCAAGGUGAAAUCCCCCUGUGUCGAAGCUUUAAGUAGCUUUGUUCAGUAGGGUCAGGAUUUCACCCUGAGUGUCCCUAGGAAAUACUAGAAUGCCUUAACAGAGAAGUUGAUUCAAAUUCUUAGGUUAUUUCGUACAUGGACCCAGAAUUUGCAUAAUAAUUAAAUCAAAAUCAGUCCUAAAUUAUGUAGUGGAGUAAAACCAUUCUUCCCCCCCCCCCCAAGAAUGGCAUUAAAUAUUUCCAGAUGCCCAUUUUGUGCAAAAUAGGGGAGAAAUUCUAAAUUCCAGCAACAUCAGAUGAGUGAAUGAAAGAGAUGAAUUUAGCUGCUUCAUGCAAAUAAUUUGGGAAUCCACUAUGCCAUGGAAAUGGUGUGGAAUUUGCACAAUCUGUCAGCAUAGAACAUGAUUUCCAGAGUCAGUGUUGUUUGUGUGAAGUCUGUGAAGUACUGAUUCAAUGGUUGGUGAGUGGCAUUCCAGUGUCUAGAGUGUCAUGAAGCUACACCAAGAGUUUAAUGUUGUCUUUCUCUGUGAUUAAGUUCUCUUGUGAUUUUUGUUCUUCUCUCCCCCCACCUUUUUUUUUUUUUUUUUUUCCUGAUUGGAAUUAAUGCAGGAUUUUUGCAGGAGCUUUCACUUUUUGGUAGUGCAGUAGCCUAGUUAUCCACUGAAGUACAAACCAGUAGUUACAGUGUUUCCAGUUCCUGGUGUCUCCCUGUAAAUGUGGAGUUGUUUCAGGAGAGCUUUGGUCCCUGAAGGUGCAUUUCUCCACAGGAGUUAACUCAGCUGCAGAGUGACACUGGAAGGUGUGACUCUGGGGUAUCCAAAAAAUAAAACAAGAAGCAGGAUAGUUCAGGACACUGGAAAAUUUGGAACAGGGAAUAGCAGCAUUGCCAUAACCUAAGGUAUUCCAUGGAAAUUUUACACAUGUAUGUAAAAAUUAGACGGUGUAACUUGGACCAUUUCUGUGAAAAGUAUUAUUUUGCUUCUACAAAAAAAAUCCCAGAGUGACUGUUGUAGGUGGAGACCUGCAAAGCUGGCAGGGAACACAGAGUGUCUGGAUUGUUCCAUAUUCUUUAAUUCCAUUGUGUCUGGAAGAAAUCAGGCCUUUUCCUGCCUGUGCCCCCUGUUCCCACCCUUCACCAAAAUCCAGACCCCUCCGCUCCUCUCAGCUUCAAUGUGAAAUCUAAGUUAUGAAAUAAUCUGAAAAACAGUAACAGGAGAACUUAAAUCUAUACUGUAAGGACCAAUAAGGAGUAAGAACAGAUUCUUUAUGUCACAAAAUAUUUCAGAGCUUCCAAGGUUAAAAUGUGUUGGAGACAGUUACUUGCACAUUUUAUACACUCUUGAUAAUAGAUGAAGAACGUAGCAAAAGUGGGUUGUAAGCCUUGAGCAAAUGGAAGUAAUCUUAAGGUUAUUUUAAUUUUGGUAACUGAGUCACACUGCAUGUCAAAUUAGGGCUGGUCGAAAAUUCUGAUGUUAAUUUAACUUAAAGCUGUUAGGAGAAUUUGUAGCUGAAAUGUCUUAUUCAUCAAAACUGGGUUUCUAUAGCUCUACUAUAAAGCUAUAUAUGAACCAGUGCUGGGGUUUUUCAGCAAAAGUGAGCUGUAGCUGCCAGUCUAAUUAAAUUAGUACAAAAUCCAUUUAGAUUAGCCCUUAUUUACUUGAAAAAAAAACCCAACCCAACCCCGUCCUUGCCACUGUUGUGCAGUUUUGUCUUCCUGUUUGUUGAGAUUUGGUGAAGUACGUUGGAUUGCAGCUUGCACAAGCUGCUCCAUCAUCACUGCCCUGUCCUGCCCUGUUUGAGAUGCUUCCACAGAACAUCCUUGGGUGCUGUGUCCCGAGAGCAGCUCUUGAGCAAGCCUGGGAGUCACUGCCCAUGUCACCAUGUCAAACUGCCUUGUGUCAGGGAGUAACACCUUCUUACAGUAGCUUUAUGUAACUGCUAAAUACCUGGGUCCUUGGUUUGCUCCAAAAAGAAUUAUUCUGACCGGUUUCAGUGCCCUGAAAUUUUUUGCUACUCUUUUGCUGUGUGGGCUUUGUUGCAGUAACAGGAUAAUGGGUAAAUACUGAUACACACAAUCUUCUGCUCUUGUCUAGACUAUAAAGCAAUACAAUUAUUACCUUCAAAGACCAUCAAACUGUAAAACAAAUCAUCGUGUCUCAAGUUUACAUAAAGCUACAUAGAUGGUAAAUCUUUCCUAACAUUUCUUUAUUCCACUGUCCUGUGUUUUCAUGUUGAAAAUACUUCUGCUUUUUCCUCUUGAGUGCCAACUUCUUACUAGAAUGACUUCUUAAUGUAAUAUGUUUACCUGGAAUGUAUUUUAACUAUUUUUGUAUAGUGUAAACUGAAACAUGCACAUUUUGUACAUUGUGCUUUUUUUGAUGUGGAACAUAUGCAGUGUGAUCCAGUUUUUCCAUAAUUUGGUUGUGUGACCUAGGAAUGUUGGUCAUGCCAGACAUUAAGUUAAAAAAAGGAAAAAAAAAAAAAAAGACCACUGUUUGUUUUAAAAUUUUUAAUGUUUUUAGGAGUAUGUGCUGUGAGGUGAUCUGGAAUUUGUCAUUUUUUUUGUCAAACUGUACUGCUCCUAUUUAUUGUAAUGUAAUAAAAAAUAGUUAUUGUGA